AUGACUAGCUUAAGCGACAGAAUACGAGAUCCCCCAAUUGUGGUGGACAGGAGGAAUACGUCUCCUGCCUCUUCCACUUCGUCACCCGUUGUGGGUGAUAUCAACCGAAAGGUCCGUCGCUUCCAAAAGCUGCGAGCGAGCAAAUCCGCUUGGAAUAAUAAUCAUUCAGAAUCAUCGAAUUCUGAGAACCAUUAUCAGGUGGGAAAAUCUCCAAUGCAAAACCUGAAGAAACGAUUGAAGCAUCGCCGCGGCAACUCGGAGGCGUCGCCUGCCUCGGCGGAACCUCUCAAGCAUCGUCAAAUCCAAGGUGAUAUGAUGUCAUCCCCUGUGAUUACCGAGACGGAUUCUUCCUCUCACACAGAACCAAGACGAUUGAAGCGGGUCACAUCGAAAAUCAAAAAGACGACUUCCUUUCGUCAGAAACGAAAUAAGGGUUCCCAUCAUAACAACAGCAAUAGCAGCAACAAGGAAUCCAACAAGCCAAGACAAACAAAAGUCAAAAUGUCGUCUCUGGUCGCAAAAGCCAUGAGUACUGUCAGGACCCGCAAAGAACCAUCCUUGGUUCCAGAUAUCGACAAGAUUGUUCCAAACACGAUUGCCUCCAAGAUAUCGUCCUCUAUCCAAAAACGCCGAACGAGCACCAGCAGUCCUAGUAGUGUGGAACUCAGAAAGAAAGUUGCAGACAGUCCUUCUCCUCCUGCAAACACCACCAACAAACUAACAGCGGCGGAUCCCUUUAGCUCGGAUGCGUAUCGACCAGGUGGAAAGUCCAAAAAGAAGAAGAAAAAGAAACAAAAGAAGCCAGGUCAACAGCAACAACAAAGGGGAGAGCAGAAGCUACAUCAUAAUGGGGAAGAGCAAGAAUUGCAACACAAGGGGGAAGUAGCUCAACAACAAGAACAGCAACGGGAUCAAGAAGAAACGGAAUUCAUCAGCACAACUGAGACUGUGGAAAUACCUCUGGCUGAGAAGGACAAACGUCGACCUCCUUCAGUCAGUCGGGAAAGGAGGUCUACUAUGAGCAUUGCUGAUGUUGGGGAUGAUACAGCAGUAACAGCAACCGACAAGCCAAGGUCUGCCAGUCGGGAACGCAUGUUGCGGUCCAGCAAAGCUUCUUGGAAAUCCGACUCGGAUCUCAACAAGAAAAAUGAGAUCAAGAGAAAGAAGGCCAAGAAGACGGUUACAACGCUCGAGAAAUUCUUUCAAUCGGACGAGGAAGACGACGACAUUUAUGAUAGCGAAGAAAUUACGGUGGCAAGCAGUGAGGUGCCUCCACCAUCGCCAUCGCAAUGGAAGACAACCGUUUCCAUGAGAGGUUUCUUCAAGGAUUCCAUCUCUGAUGAUUCUUCAUCUGAGGAAGAAGACCUAAUGGAUAGCACUGAACUACUGAAAAGCAGUGAAACGAGACUUCCGCAGCCACCUCAAUUUUCUCUUUCGCCCAAAUCGCCCGAACAACGGGGUCGGUCUCCCAUUACCGGGGAGAGGGAUCGAUUGGAUUCUAGUGAAAUGCGGUUCCCUCAAUCGCCCAAACGAGAGCAGCAGCAAAUACACGAAAUUGAAUUGAGCGACCAAGUCUCACCAAACAAACGACGGUCUUCGCCGCCAACUCCCAAACAACAAAUGUCCGGGUUGGAAUUGACGCCCUUAUCACCGCAUGCUGUGCUGCGACAAUCUCCCAAGGGUCGACGGGUCAACAGCACAGACAGUAUGGUCAGUAUGACUGGUGAUGAGGAUGAUCCACCUCCUCCGGAGGAAGAUGUUACCCUUCGACGUAGCAACAGCCGGGACCGACUAUUUAAUAAAAAGAAGAAAGAACCGUGGGAGGACGUGCCGAUUCUUGAGGAGGAACUUCCGCCAGUUCGCAAGGCUUUGAAGAAGAAGGAUUUCGAAGCGAUUCUCAAAGAAAAACCAAAUGUUGCACAACAACUCAUGUCGCCAUUGCUGCGCAAGACCUUGAAGACGAAGGAUCCCAAGGAAGAAUCAUCGAGACCAGGCCGACCUGCCUUGAUUAGACGGAAUUCCGCGUCGUCGGCGCAAUCCAGACGCAAUCGUUCCAAGAGUAGGGAUCGAUCGACGGUCCUAGAGUCUCUCGAAAAUGUGGAAGCUAUGUGUCCUAGAGACGAACGUAUACCCCACUACGCGACACCCGUUCGUGGAGAACCACGAAAACCGGUUACUGCUUUGUCGUCGUUGGAAAAUCCACACGUAUUGAGAAGGGUGGCAUCGAGUUCGGAAGUCAGUCGCCAACAUCGCUCCUCCUCUCGCACAAGAACGCCUCGGUCAUCCUCCCAAAUGGACGAAUCUCCGUCUUCUCCCAUGUUGGAAAUGCAAGGGUCAAUAGAACAGCUAAAGAAAAGUGUGGUGCCACCAUUUCCUAAAGGAAAAGACACGAGAAAUCUUGCUGCUGCGGCUGCCUUGUUUAGUCCCAUUCAUCCAAGCGACGAUGAUAUUGACAGUGAUCCUGAGGAAGGUGGGUUGGCCAUGGGCACUACGGGCCGACGCACGAAUAACAAGCACCGACGCGCGCAAUCAGCGCAAAAUUUGCCCAUCGGAAGGUCGUCGUCCUCCCUAUCGUCUUCCUCUUCCACUUUUCGUAAUAUUCAACAAGAAUCCCAGCAGAAACAUCAAAGGAACUUAUCUGGGCGUGAAAACUUGAUGGAUGUACUCUCUCUAGCAGGGGGUGACGGGGAGAUGGCUGGUUUCUUACAUUCACAUCACUGA
Molecule: messenger RNA, 2721 nt
Organism: Cylindrotheca closterium
Lineage: Eukaryota; Bacillariophyta; Bacillariophyceae; Bacillariales; Bacillariaceae
Source: the annotation of a GenBank genome assembly